UGUAUAACCAGCUAAUGUGCCAAGAAGCGAUUGUUUGCUUGACUGUAGCGUCAAAUUAAAUUGGUAAUAGGCAAAACACGAAAAUGAGUGAAAUACACCGCUUAAAAUCGCAAAUAGUUUCCCGAUUUUCGCUUGGAGGUUUUCAGAUUCGAAGUGAGGCCAGCACGUUUCUUGCCCAACAACUUCAGCCUCUUAACGACGCAGAACGCAAGAAAUGGAUCACGAAUGUGGCCAAUCAUGUGCAGGGGCAGUGUUUGAACCUUCCCGUUAUAGAAAAACAACACAUAGAACUGGCCAUCAAGGAAGCGAACAAUACAGGAUUAGAUGAUACCGAGACGAUUUUCCGUGUCAUCAGUGCUUUCGAGGUGCCUUCAUUCGUGUACUGUGCGGAGAAAAAAAAGUUUCUGCCAGACACCAACAAGAGAAGUUUAUUGGCAACACCGGAUGGUAAGUCUAGCUACAUUCGCGAACGAUACUGGUUGCUGUGGCAGAAGACAAGCCGCCACGAAACAUUCUCCCAGCGCACGACACCUGGCAUGGAGGCACCGGGCAAUAGAAACAAACUCAGCCUACGGAAAGUAGAGAAUAUACUCUCAACCUCGAAAAUGAACGAUGUUGUCUUGCUGGGAUUAUUGACGCAGCUAACGGAAGGUCGUUAUUAUUUGGAAGAUCCUACUGGAUCGAUUCCGAUCGACAUAAGUACGGCAACCUACUCGCCGGGACUGUUUUGUGAGGGAUGUUUCUUGCUUGCGUACGGUAAAUAUCGCGACGGUGUAUUGAAAGUAGAGGAGAUUGGAUUUCCAAUGCCGGAGCUUGCUACCAACAGUAGAGCGUUCUUUGGAACCGUGAACAGUUGGGGUGGUCCCUCAAAAACGCUUCUGAAAUACUCUCGCAAUCUAAACGAUUUGGAGAAAGCCAAUGUGGAGCACAGUCUUGUGUUUCUGUCCGAUUGUUGGCUGGACAAUCCGAUCGUGAUGGAAAAGUUGGAACAAUUGCUGAGAGGAUACGAUGAUUUCCCCCCGGUAGCGAUAGUACUUAUGGGACCGUUCGCAAGAAGCAUCGAGAAUGUCUACACACUAAAAGGUCACUUUGUAAAGCUCGGUGAAAUAUUGUCCAGUUGUGAGAAGCUAAAAUCGCAAACCGAUUUAGUUAUUGUGCCUUCCAUUGAUGAUCCCGCAGCUGCAAAUAUCUUACCUCGACCUCCUGUACCAGAAGCUUUAGCAGGAGAGCUGAAAAAACGAUUCCCUAGAACUAUUUUGACCACAAAUCCGUGCCGGUUGCAAUACUGUACUCAGCAAAUUGUUGUGUGUCGUGCCGAUUUGGUAACCAAAUUGUGUCGGAAUACGAUACAUUUUCCCAAAGAAGGACUAUUGGAAGAGCAUUUUGCCCGGACAAUUAUUAAUCAGAAUACGUUAGCGCCUUUAACACCGAUUGCGUUUCCUACACACUGGAAUUAUGAUGCUGCCCUCUCUCUCUAUCCGUUACCUGAUUUAAUCGUUAUAGGGGAUCCAUGUCAAGGCUUUCAUACAACUGAACAGGAGUGCACUGUUAUGAAUGUGGGAUCCUUUCCGAAAUCAAAAUAUGCAUUUAAGGUGUAUUAUCCCUCUAGCAGAACAGUUGAAGAUUCGCAAAUACCUGAUGAGGAGUAAGCAAAUAUUUAAGUACACAGAACAAUCGCGAAUAAAUGUAUAAAUUACUUUUAAACAAGUUUUUAAUAUUGCUUUAUUGUUGUUUUGCGAUUUGCACAUCAGUAUACCAGAGCUACCAUUCAAUGCAUUUUUUAUAUCAGUGUAACAUUGUUUACAGCAGAAGUAGGACUUAUGGACAUGGACCACAUAGGCGGAAUAGUUAAUUAGUCGUGCAUUAUUUUAAACUUUGCAACCAUGGUUAUAAUACUCACUGUCGUCACCGUGGACGUUGACUGGCGACAGCGCAACUGCCUCGGCAAGUACUGGGGUCGGUAUGGCUGCCAACAACAUUCGGUGUCUUUUAUUUGGACUAGAACGUCUUAGAACAAUGAUGAAGAAUUUAUACAUAGGCUUGUUUGCGGGUCUCAAAAAGAUAUUUUUAGAUCCUUAGAUGUAGGGUAUUAAGACCCAGGCUAUUUUAAGCACGGUUCGAUACAUUUUGGAUCAAAUGAUCGUCGGAUUAAAAUGGUUAUUGGUUUACUAGCUCCCACAAGGCCAAACUGUAACGAUUACGAACACUAGACCGUCUCCCUGAAGCAAAGUCCUUCUUUCCGUAUGCGUGGACAUAUUAUAUAAGUCUCUGAAGCCUAUAUAGGCUGGUAUGACCGCGUAGGUUGUUACGGCAAAAAGAAAAACAAGAAGACGAAGUUUAUGACAUCUUAGGAAGAAAUGUCGCUUUUGGAUUAAGUUUAUAUACGAUUAGUCCGGUCUCGUCGUACAGACAUCAACUCGCAAGACUUGAUAAUGGGUUGCGUCAUGGGUCUCUCUCUCUAUCUCUCUAGUUGGCCUGCUCACGAUAGAGCACGUCGAUGUGACAUGGCCCGGUUAACAAUAAUUCUCCAGGAUGUUCGGUCACUGUCUGCAGCCUCCCAUCCAUGUAGACACCUGAUCCAGCCAUCGAGUUCGUUGUGAUCCCCUUCGCCUUAUGCUGCACUGAGGAUCGCUGUCGAACACCUCUUGGUGGGGCAUGAGUCCGGCAUCCUCAUGACAUGCCCCAACUAUCGUAUCCUUCGCCACCGUCAGGAUGCUCGGUUCACCGUACAGCUCAGCAAGCUCGUGGUUCAUCCUUCUACUCCACGCUCCAUGUUCGAACACCGCCAAAAAUGGGAACACCGGAGGAUACGUCGCUCAAACACGCCCAGAGCGUUUGCAUCCUCCGCUCGGAUGGUCCAGGACUUGUGUCCGUAGAGGACCACCGGGCGAAUCGAUGUGCAAUAUAUCUCACAUUUCGUGCGGGCUCGAAGUCUUCUGGAUCUCAGCAGCCGGUGAUGCCCAUAGCAUGCACAAUUCCCCUGAACAAUGCAUCUCCGGAUUUCGCUCCUGAUGUCGUUGUCCGAAGUAACGACCGUCCCGAGAUAGCAGAACUCCUGUAAUACCUCGAGAUUGUCGCCGUCAUCUAAUACACUGCUUCCCAGAUGGUCUGAGUCUCCGGCAAGCAGGUACUUCGUCUUCGUCGCAUUGAUUCUCAAUCCAAUUCUUGCUGCUUCGCGUUUGAGUCGAGUGUACGCCUCACACACCUUCGCUGUUGUCCUGCCGAUGAUGUCGAUGUCAUCCGCGAAGGAGUUGCUGAUUUAUGGUGUAGGGGGCCGUAAGCGGUAAAAGGAGUUGAGGCCCCUUGUUGGUGUCAGGGGGAUAUUGCAUUUGGCUUUGAUUCAAACUCACCGUAAUGGCUUGCUGGCGGGGAGAUGCUCCAGAUCCCUCGACUACUGGGCCCCUAAAGUUUAUUUAUUUAUUUAUUUAUUUAUUAAACAAUUUAAUUUAUUUAUUUAGCUAAUCAACACAUAAUCCCUAACUUAUUCCCCUAACAUGUGCCUCAAUCCUGUGUCGCCAAAAUUGGAAAUUAAUAAAAUAUUUUCUUUAAAGGCUUUGGUCGUUUAAUUAAAAUCAAACUGAUUAGACCAUGUAUUGAAUUGCCUUGUCAUAGCUAGCAACAGUUCAUUGUAUCCAUAUAAGGAACGCUUGCUCCCACCAACAAGCAAGUUACGAGAGCGAAGAGGUCUCGAAGGCACGUAGUUGCUGCUCUUCUCUAAUAAACAACGUCUAAUUCGUUUAUUUUUUUAUUUUUUAGCAACAAAUACUCAUUGGUUUACCUUAAAAAGGUAUUCGAGCGUCUGUAGACCAAGCAGAAGGCAACGCGAGCGAUAACUUGGCAAGGUUGUAGUUCCUCUGAAUUGAUGGCAUUUUAAAGCAAGUCUUGUAAACUUCCGUUGUAUUGCCUCUCUAUUGUGUAAAUCAUCGUAGUGCAAUGCGGGAACCGAAGUACUGACCAGUACUUCACCCACCAGCGCACAAGACAAGUAAACAACGACCUAGAUCACCAACUUCCUGAUGACGAUCUAACACAUUGCCUAACAACGAAUAAUUAUGCCUGAUCGUUUUUUCAAGUCUAUGAAAUGAUAUAAUAAAACAAUUAUCAAGGGCUCUAGAUCAUUUUUAUACAUAAAGUACCAAAUACCAAGUAUGUACCUCUUUGUCCGUGGGGCCCUUAUUGGGCACAGAAGUUCUCUAUGAGACUAAUGUACACACUGUUGUGUACCGCCCUGUCGAUUUUACCCCCAUUGGCCACACUACUAUUGGAGACAUUUUAUACAGUCGAGUUACGCGACACUCGAGUUACACAAAUUCGAGUUACGCGAAUUUUUAUUUUUGACAGUUCAGUUGUCAAAUUAGUACAAAUCUCCAUAAAAUGUCAAAUGAAAAAUAAUUUACAACAUUUUCAAAAGUUUUUAAUUACUAAAAACACAGAACUAACCUAAUUUUCUACACCAAUUUCAUCAAAUAAGUUAUAAAUUACAUGAAUGAACUAAACUGAAUCAAAAAUUAUUAUCCAUCGAAUAUAUUUUGGCUGUAAAACGUGAUAUUCGACUUACGCGAAAAUCUGAGUUA
Molecule: messenger RNA, 4574 nt
Organism: Anopheles coluzzii
Lineage: Eukaryota; Metazoa; Arthropoda; Insecta; Diptera; Culicidae
Gene: DNApol-epsilon58
Product: DNA polymerase epsilon subunit 2
Exons: 3
Coding region: 84-1649 (521 amino acids)
Biological process (GO): error-prone translesion synthesis; DNA-templated DNA replication
Cellular component (GO): epsilon DNA polymerase complex
Molecular function (GO): DNA binding
Source: RefSeq, a predicted model, not a curated record